Molecule: messenger RNA, 1408 nt
Organism: Microplitis mediator
Lineage: Eukaryota; Metazoa; Arthropoda; Insecta; Hymenoptera; Braconidae
Product: carbohydrate sulfotransferase 4-like
Exons: 7
Coding region: 206-1399 (397 amino acids)
Biological process (GO): sulfur compound metabolic process; N-acetylglucosamine metabolic process
Molecular function (GO): N-acetylglucosamine 6-O-sulfotransferase activity
Source: RefSeq, a predicted model, not a curated record
GCCGGAUUAGUCGGCCACAUUGUAUAGCACUACUAGUUAAGUAGUUGUAAUUUAGAUAAACGUUACUUAUCUUUCGGGAACCUAACGGUUUGUCGAUCAGUUAGUACGUACCUUAAACAGAACGAACACCAUUCAUAGCUUUAAUAUUUAAUUUUAAACAAAUUAUUUCAUUAUUUGGAUCGGCAGAAGAGUAAUGUAGAAUAAAAUGACGAUGAAGAAGUUCAUGUCAAUUGUAAUGUCCAGAAGAACUGGUUUCGUUCUAUUUGUUCUUACGUUCUUUUGCUUUUGUGUAGUGGUUUUUGAUUCUCGUAAUAGAAUUAUUGAGUACCGGUCACAGUCAAUUAUAUCAGAAGAAAAUCGUUCGAUAAAGAUUCAGAAUAUCGUUGAUCAGCGACGACGUGACAUCAAACAUGAAAUGGAGAAUUACGAGUUUCCCAAUGGAAAAUUUUGUCGCAAUAUAAGCAAUCUUGAUGAUUUGCUAAUGGAAAAAGGCGGCAGGCCAAUGAGAAGUUUUCUUAUUGCUGGCUGGAGAACCGGAAGUUCUUUUACUAGUGCCAUUAUUAAUUCACAUCCUGCUAAUUUUUAUUUAGACGAACCACUGCAGGACUUUGGUCAUGUGCGCAUUCGGGGUCCCCUAUUAGUUGAUGCUGCAAUUAAAAAUAUUCAUAAAUUUUUUAAUUGUGAAUUUGACAAAUUACAACACUUUAUAGAUUUCGUCAAACCCGACCAAUGGGUUUACAAUGACAAUCAAGGUUUGUGGCCACAUUGUGUUAAUCAAAGAGACUUAUGCUCGGAUCCAAUAUUUCUAACUGCAGUUUGUCGGCUGUAUCCUUUACAACAGAUGAAAUUUACUCGGCUGCCAUUAGAAUCUGCUCAAUUGUUACUGGAGGACAAGCACCUGGGAGCCCGCAUGAUUUUAUUAGUGAGAGAUCCACGAGGAAUCAUGCAAUCGCGUGGACGACUCGAAUGGUGUCAAAAUUCUACUGAUUGCUCAGAUCCACAAGUUCUGUGUAACGAUAUGGUAUCAGAUCAUAAAGUUGCCGUCGAGCUUAAAAAAAAAUAUCCACAUACUUUCAAAGUCGUACGGUAUGAAGAUCUAUCUCUCAAUCCUCAGCAUAAAGCGAAAGAAAUGUUUGAAUUUUAUGGUCUGAACUUUCAUUCGAAUGUGGAAAAGUUUUUGGAUACACAUACUAAAAAUAAUUUAGGCGAUAGUUACAGUUUAUUCCGUGAUUCAAAAAAGGCGCCUUUUCACUGGCGAAAUGAUUUGAAUUUUUCGGAAGUUGAAGAAAUUCAACGUGUCUGUUCGACUGCAAUGAAACUGUGGGGGUACGUUCUAGCUGUCAACGAAACUCACCAAAAGGAAUUUAACCCAAUUGUUUAUAAUUAUCGACGAUUUUAAUAUAUAAUG